Setaria italica (foxtail millet) is the source of this 2047-nucleotide messenger RNA. RefSeq lists its product as uncharacterized. The coding region runs from base 593 to 1198 and encodes 201 amino acids. The record is from RefSeq and is a predicted model, not a curated record. The transcript has 5 exons. NCBI's taxonomy places the organism in Eukaryota, Viridiplantae, Streptophyta, Magnoliopsida, Poales, Poaceae.
CAUGGUCGUAGCCCCCGAGUACCUAUUCAUUGUUGAGCUUCUUUGCUGACUUAUUUCCCUUUAUGCAGGAAGACGUACUCGUGUUCUUUUCGCCCCUUCCUCCCCCCGGUGCUAAUGAUAGCAAAAACGCACGGCGUACUUUUGGAAUGGGUUACUCUGACAAUGAUGCUGCUAAGGAUUUUGUUGUGCAGCAUCGAACCUUCGAGCAGGCCGGAGAAUCCUCUGGCGCGUCGAAGCGUCCUGCUGAAGAUGAGCUUGAUGCCAGUUUAGCCCCGCUGCCGAGGAGGAUACAAACGGCGGUUGUCAAAAGGCGCGUUUCGCGUAGUCUUCGCAUCGUCAAGGAUGCUCCUCUGCCGCGGGCGAUGAUGUAGUUGAGACAACGAAGACGACAGCCAAUACCAUUCCAACUGAAGUUCCAGCUGCUGGGGAGGACAUUAAUGCUGGAGAUGAUCGCGAGCCUCCCGCUGCUGAACUGAACCCUGCGGGUACAGAGGUACUUGUAGGGGAUGAAGUUGGUACUAUCCUAGCUGCCAACACCUAGGAAAUGCUGUCGUGAGCUCUUCCAAGCGUGUCCACUCCUACUAUCCAGCCGAUGCGCUUGGUGGGGAACCCGUCACUGAAGCUGCGGAGAUCCACCAGGACAUCCUUGAAUGUGGACCUUGGUGCAUCAGGUUUGGGGUCGACAACUGAUGGCGCAAGCCGCUCAAUUGAAGGUCCAGUCCUCGCGCCUACCGUAGUCCCAUCCAAGGAGAAUUCGGCUCCAGCAUCAGAGGCGGGCGCCACAUCCUUUGUCGCUGUGCUGAUGCGUGAUGUGAUCAGCUCACUGAGGGAUGUUGUGGUGCCAGCUCCCGAGCCCGCUAUUCCCAUAGUGCUCCCUGAAGCUGUACCUGUGGAGAAUCCGCCUACGUCAGAGGUCUUGGACGUGAUACCUCUCAACGCUGCUGAUCCUGGAGUCUUUGAGCUUGAGGCUUCGUGGACUCUCGAAGCCGUGGCUAUUGCAGCUGGGACGUCGUCUGAGGCGGGGACAUCAGGAGGCCGCAAGCUAGUCUCGGUACCUGGCAUAAGGAGCAAGUCGCCCAUGGAGGGUCUGCUGCGUCCUAAGGAGAUCCAGACCUUCGAGAGCCCCAAAUUGGAUCCGCAGACGGUGGCUACCAUUCUGGAGAUGAACCUGCGUGUCGCGUCGUAUACUGAGACCUGAUCAACCAUUCUCGCCGGAAUGCUCAAUUUGUGUGGGAACAUGGCGAAUCUUUGUGCCGGAUUGAGGUGCUAGAGAAACAACUGGCCGAAGAACAAUUGCAAUCCUCCCGACUCGUGAUGAAGUUUGACAGUACGGUGGCAUCCUUCCGGGCGGAAAGGCAAGAGUUUAUGAGUGAAAAAGACCACCUCGUUGCCCGUAACAAGUCGUUGUACCACAAGACUAAAGAAUAUAAAAAUCAAGAAACUGUGCUGAAGAACUCUGUCACCAUUUGGAAGAAUGCCUUCUACCAAUUGACCGAUUAGCAUGAUAAGUUGGUGCGAUAGGUGGAGAAGAUGGAGCACAAUCUGGAGAAGGAAUCCAAAAUGCACCGGGAUGGUGAAGCUAGUCUUGUCGAAGCCAUGACUACUAUCCGGGCGCAACAAGCUGAACUCUAGUAGUGGACUGAGGUGGCUCAGCCAUUGGUUGAUAUGGUAGAGUCUCCAGUUGAAGGCACAAAACCUCGCCCACUAGUGGAAAAACUCCGAGAUGCGCCAACGAAGAUCACCAGCUAUAUCCAAGGGAUGGCGAAGUCUGUGUCCAAGCAGCUGCUAGGCUUUUGUUAAGUCCUUCUACCCCAAGGCCGACCUGUCUCCUGUCGCGGAGGGGAUCGCUGGGGAUAGUACUGAUGAAGUCUUUCAGCAGUAUCUGGAAGAGAAGGAUCCCAAUGCUGAAGAGGUGGAAAAGUAUUUGGAUCUGCAGGAGACUUAUAUUUUUUCCCUUUUUUUGUUGGGCAUGAAAAGCAUUAGUCCUGUAAUGGAAUAGCUAUGUAUAUAACUCUAAGUCUUUAAGCGAUUUGUUGCUCUUUGACUA